GGCGCCGGUAUCCAGGUCCCCAUUCCCGUCGUGCAGGCAACGCUUCCUCUCGAGGACGUGCCGGUUGCGAGCGCAUGUGUCCAGCUCUUCCAGAGCCUCGGCGGUUCCAUCUUCAUCGCCGUUGCCCAGACGGUCUUUCAGAAUGGCCUCAUUCGCGACAUCGAGCGCGAUGCCCCCCCACUGGACGGCCAACUGGUCAUCAACAGCGGUGCCAACCAGAUCCGCAGCAUCCUCGCCCAGCUCGACCAGGAACAGGCACUCGAUGCCGUGCUCAACGCGUACCUGACCGGCCUUCGCUACUCGUACUUUAUAUCCGUGGGCUGUGCGGCCGGCACCUUUGUCGCGGCGGCGAGCUUGAGUUGGACAAGCAUCAAGGGCAAGGCGGCCGUGGCCGCAGAGGAGGCCUCUGAGUCGACUGAGGUGGCCGUGGUGACGACCAAAAAACAAGCGGAGAGCUCGGGAUAA
Molecule: messenger RNA, 465 nt
Organism: Colletotrichum navitas
Lineage: Eukaryota; Fungi; Ascomycota; Sordariomycetes; Glomerellales; Glomerellaceae
Exons: 1
Biological process (GO): transmembrane transport
Cellular component (GO): plasma membrane
Molecular function (GO): transmembrane transporter activity
Source: RefSeq, a predicted model, not a curated record